CUUUCUUCCACUCUUGCGACAGAGAAUACUUUCACUCUGCGAUAAAGAUCAGCAGAGAGCAGUCUGUUUCUUAAAAUAACCCGGUGUUGCAGAUAUGCUUACGGCAUCAUAUGCAAUGCGGUACGAGUGCCGAGCCUCUCAUGGUCCUCGGGUAUCGGCAGUCAGUAAGUCUUCAGAAUUGGUCUCUCAUGAUAUCGGUUAUUCCGAACAGCGACAUGCACCAGACCUCCGAACCCAGACGCUCUCUCGCCGACGGGCUUCACUCGCCUUUUUUUCAACACAACUUGUGUUGCACUCCAGUUCUGCUCUUGCAGUUGGUUUCACGAAGGAACUGAAGAAGCAGACCCCCUCACUAGAUGACUACUCUGUUUCCGAACAUUUUCUCUUUCGUUCAAAUCUUCACGAAGGCGUCAAGUUUUUCGAUGUGCGAGCCGGGAGCGGGAACGUAUUAGAUGUUGAUAUGGUCGCAGUGCUUCACUAUACUUGCAGGUACCGCGGCCUGACUGCGGUCUCUUCCCGUGAAGCACGCACUCUCGGUGGUAACCGCACAAUUGCUGAACCGUUAAUGUUUAGAUAUGGGACGUUGCCUUCAGAAUAUGGUGCAGCCCUUGUCCGCAAAUCAGUGAUUGGAAUAGGAGCAGAGGUUCGAAUGGAUCCCGAGCUUCGUCAACUCUGUGUUGUAAGCACGGUGUACAAUGGCCCUGCAGCAAGGGCUGGUAUUCGUGUAGGAGACAUCAUCACUUCAAUCGAUGGCAAUAGUAAUUUAGAAAAUAUUUCUAUAACUGAAAUUGGAGCACUACUGAAAGGAACAGCUCAGACUGAUGUUGUUCUUGAGGUGAAAAAGGGUGGAUUAAGCUCCAUCAGCAACGAUGUGGACAUUAUUGUUCUGACUCGUGAGGCUACUGCAAUUCCACCUGCAAAGAGGGCCACUGAACUCAAUGGAGGUGGUGGGCUAUUCUCAGGAGCAGGUACCCCAAAAGUGCCUCCAAUUGUGUACGUUCCGGAAGCACUUGCAGGCUUGCGCGUUGGUGGUCAACGUAACAUUAUUGUUCCAGCAGACGUUGGAUAUGGAGACGAAGGGGAAGGGGAGAUCCCGCCAGGUGCUUCUUUUUUACUGGAGGUUGAACUCUUGGAUGCCCGUCGUGCGGCUUGAGGACAUAUAGUGUGGAUUUUUCAUGGACUAUUCCUUUUAUGUAUGU
This is a messenger RNA of Micromonas pusilla CCMP1545, 1199 nucleotides long. RefSeq lists its product as uncharacterized. The record is from RefSeq and is a predicted model, not a curated record. Bases 95 to 1153 code for a protein of 352 amino acids. NCBI's taxonomy places the organism in Eukaryota, Viridiplantae, Chlorophyta, Mamiellophyceae, Mamiellales, Mamiellaceae. The transcript is spliced from 4 exons. Gene Ontology annotation, molecular function: peptidyl-prolyl cis-trans isomerase activity; protein binding. Gene Ontology annotation, cellular component: chloroplast thylakoid lumen.